AUGCCACCAAAGUUCCGGGCGUUCCGUCACUCCUACUUGCAACAUGCAGUGGAUGUUCGAAAACUGGACAAAGAUUCUUGGGUUCUUCUGGACAAUGAAUGGCCACGGUACUUCCAAAUAAAGGUCCGUCGUCUGGCGGAUCGUGGAGACAAAAUCGUUCAAACCAUGCCUGUCGCACGCGAUGCAGCAUGGGAGCUUUGCCAAGAUCCGGCUGAGUUUCUCUCUCGACGGUAUUCCUCAGUGUACCGAAUUACGCGCGCUGAAGAUAAUACGCAAGGCUGGUAUGGACUGGGUUUCAUCACCAAAAUUGAGAUGCCAGCUAUGAGGGCCGCCUACGACUUGAGCAAACAUGACCCUUUGACAGUUGCUGGCCUCAUCCAACCAGCCGACAUCAACAUCCUGGUCAAGGGUACCGAUGGCUAUUAUCAGCUUGCUGCCAUGAUGCUUGGGAUCGGAGGGAGGCAGAGAAUCAAGGACAAGAUUGGCAAAACCCUAGCAGAUCUUUACUUCUCGGGCCAUGUCCCGCAUUACAAGGAGCAGCUCCAGCGGCCACUUGAUCAUUUCCUCUCCAAGCUCAAGUUUGAGAGUCCAAUCCAACGGAACACCACUUCUAUCGCGAUACAUGACGAAUAUCACUGGCCUGCUCUAACUAUGGGACCGGAGGACGACUGGGAUCCAGAACUCUGCGGUCCCGGAAUCAGCACUUCCAGCUACGGCAAGUGGAAUCCGCCGAGUCCAGUCAAGAACAUUUCCCAGUUGUGGUUCCGCCAGGAGCGUCAAACUUUGCGACGGCUCCCACGGUCUGGUGCAGUUGUGUGGAUGGUUCACACGUACAUUGAGCCUCUUGUCGAAGUCGUCCAGGAGCCAGGUGUUCCGGGGCGUUUGGCGUCUUUCGUCCGUAGCUGGGAUGAUGAACUGGCCCUCCACAAGGGUCGCCACUUUUAUGCCGAUGUCCUUCUACCAUACCUAGAUGAUCUCCAUAAGAAGCAAGUUAAAAGCGGAAUGUGUGAAGACGGACAACUGCCGAGCAAGUUCCCGUUCUAG
Molecule: messenger RNA, 1044 nt
Organism: Colletotrichum aenigma
Lineage: Eukaryota; Fungi; Ascomycota; Sordariomycetes; Glomerellales; Glomerellaceae
Exons: 10
Coding region: 1-1044 (347 amino acids)
Source: RefSeq, a predicted model, not a curated record